AUGAACACGGAGGUUGACUUCGUGAAAGCUCUGUCCCGUGAGUCCUGCGAAGCGAAUGGAGUGGCAUACCGUGCGUUCCACUGGUAUCCAGAUUUUAACGAAGAACAUGAACCAUCCAACGUCCCUGUGUGGAUCUUACUCCCUGGGUUACCGCCUAACUUCUACCAAGAAUCCUUUUUACGCAUAUUCUCUACACCUAUUGGACGUUUUAUACGUAUGGAUAAUCCCACACGUUGUGCGACUCGGACGGACGGGGCUAGGAUCUGUUUGGAGAUGGAUGUGGCCAAAGAACCCAUUCAUUAUUUCUGGAUAGGCACUCCUGGAUUGCCAACGAGCCGAAAGCAGGAAAUUCUUUAUGAAACAUUACCAGCGUAUUGUGGAAAGUGCAGAGUGCAGGGACAUAAUGUUAAGACAUGUCGUGUGGGGAAAAUCACGAAUGGUGAGAAAAAUCGUGGCCGUAAGAAAGAAGAAACAAUUCCUGGUGGAAAUAUAAAUGGGAACGUGCAGAAUGGUGAGACAUCAAAACCGGCAGUUCAUGAGAAAGAAGAGGGUGAGGUUGCGGAAGAGCAGGAUACCGAGAAAUUCAUGUCCUCUGCUCAGGUGAUUAAGGUUUUACCGAAACAGAAAGUCAUGUUGAGAAAGAAGAUGGAGAGCUUGUGCCCAAGGAGCUUACGGACAGGGGAGAGGUUGCGACCAAUGCGGAAGCAGGAACCAAACAUUCUGAUACUAAAGGAAGAUAUACCUGAAGAUGACCCAUGUUUGGAAGAUAUUGCUAUGAAAGAAAACCAGGAAAAUUUGUUAGAGGAUUUUGUGUUGUCUGAACCUGAUCCUGAGAUGCACCCGCAAAUUCUACCUCAGGACAAAGAUUAUUACUCAGAUAAUGAAGGCAUUGGCACUUCUAGUCGUCGGUUAAAAAAUUUGGUUUUUAAGUUCAAGCCUAAGCUUAUUCCGAUUUUGGAACCGUUCCAAAAUCAAAACAAAGCUCUUCGGUUGAUGAAUUCUCUACAUUUUGAUUCUUUUAUUUCUAAUGUUGAUGCUGGGGGUAAAAUUUGGAUUUUUUGGGAUAAUGUUCUUGAUGUUAAAGUGGUGAGGACAAGCUUGCAGUUUAUUUCUCUUCGUGUUAAUACAGGGUCUUAUCAGUUCUUGUGUAAUAUUGUUUAUGCUAAGUGCAGCAUGUAUGAGAGGAAAGUUUUGUGGGAGGAUCUCAGUUCUCAGUCUCUGGGUUCGGAACCUUGUUUAUUUGCUGGUGAUUUUAAUAUCAUCCGUAAUAAUUCUGAGAGAAUGGGUGGUUGUCCCCGUCCUAAUGCCACUAUGGAGGACUUCAACAAUUGGAUCCAUCAGGGUGGCUUGGUUGAAAUGAAAUCAAAAGGUAAAAAUUACUCCUGGUGCAAUGGGCAGUCAGGCCUUGCUCGGUCUUGGGCAAAAUUAGAUCGGGUAUUCAUGGAUGUUCCUUUGCUCUCUUCUUUCCCGAAUGCUAUUUGUUCUUAUCUUCCGCGCACAACCUCUGAUCACUCUCCUAUGGUUAUCGAAUUUAAGAUGGAUCCUUUCUCUUAUGGCCCCUCGCCUUUACAUUUCCAACAAAUGUGGGUGGACCAUCCGCAGUUUUUACAGCGUAUUCGUCAGGUGUGGUCUGCGACUGUUGUUGGCCAGGGUCUUACUAAAUUGGCAAUCAAAUUGAAAAAUACUAAGGUGGCUUUGCGGGAAUGGAACAAAAAAAAAUUUGGCCAUACCACCAUGCAUAUUACUGCGCUUGAAAGGCACGUUGAAGAGCUUGAUCAUAAAUUACAUAUAAACUGGGAUGAAUCUACGGAAAGGGACCUCCUCAUCUCGGCUGCGGAAUUUGAUAUUUGGCUUCGCUGUGAAGAUACAAGAUUGGUUCAGAUGUCUAAAUUAAAAUGGCAAAUGGUAGGGGAUCGGAAUACAAAGUUUUUCCAUGCGUGCCUUGCCAAUAAACGGCGCAAAAGAGUGGUGGAAAUGAGAUGUUGGAAUGGGAUGGUCUUCACUUCACCGGAGAGCCUUCAUCAAGGGGCAGUGGAUUUUUUUUCUAACUUUCUGCAAGGCAUGCCAAACAGAUCUCUUCCGAAUCUGUCAACUCUUAUUUCUCCUGUUAUUUCAGAUGCUGAUAGCGCUAUUCUGUGCUCUGUUCCUACAUUGAAUGAGGUUUUCUCAGCUCUCUCUUCUAUCCCUUCUAAUAGUGCUCGGGACCUAAUGGUUUUGGUUCGGGUUUUUACAAAAGUUGUUGGGAGGUUGUGA
Juglans regia (Persian walnut) is the source of this 2253-nucleotide messenger RNA. RefSeq lists its product as uncharacterized. The record is from RefSeq and is a predicted model, not a curated record. NCBI's taxonomy places the organism in Eukaryota, Viridiplantae, Streptophyta, Magnoliopsida, Fagales, Juglandaceae. Bases 1 to 2253 code for a protein of 750 amino acids. The transcript is spliced from 3 exons.